ACUUUUAUACAGUCGCUAUUCGUGAUAGGACUAAGUAGUUCUUAGUACAUUCUUUGACAUAUUAUCGAUAGUUUGUACAUCGUUUCAUACAAUAAUAAUUAAUCAAUGACCUUUUUGUGUUUUAUAACUACUGUACCGAUGGGGUGGAUGAUUCGUUGCUCUUCGUGAUUGUAACGUUUUAUCGAAUCUUUAAAAAUUCGCAAGUUGACAUUUCACUUCAUGAACGAAAUUCUACGUUUUAGUUGAAUUUAAACCAGAGGUCACCAUGAAAACAGUAUUAAUCGCAAUAGUAAUCUGUUGUUGGCUUUUUAAUGAGGCUUUAUGUGGAGUUGAAGAUGAUUGGAAUGAUUUUAAAAUCAAGUACAAAAAAACCUAUGAGUAUAAAGAAGAAAAGAAGAGAUUUAGCGACUUCAAAGAUAACUUAAAGGAAAUCCGCCAUCACAACAAUCGCUAUGAGAAGGGUUUAGAAUCGUACAAGAAAGGCAUUACUGUGUUUGCAGAUUUAAGUAGAAUAGAGUUUGAGAGCAAAUAUCAGCUGGAUAGACCUAUGAUGAUGACUAGAUAUUCACAAAGCUGGAAAAAUCGUUAUAUAGAUAAAAAUUUAACCAAGGUAGAUGUAGAUUGGAGAAAAGAAGGUGCGGUUACUCCAGUGAAGAAUCAAGGAAUAUGUGGUUCAUGUUGGAUAUUUAGUGCGGUCGGCGUUUUAGAGAGCUACCACUUCAGAAAAACCGGAAAGCUAAUAUCCCUCAGCGAACAAAAUGUCGUCGAUUGUUUUUCUAGCAACUCGUGUUUGGGAGGACUUCCAGAAGACGCCCUUACUUUCAUACAAAAAAAUGGUGUAAGUACGGAAGCUGAAUAUCCCUAUAAAGAUAAACAGAUGGCUUGUAAACCUUCAUCUAAUAAAACACGCAUCGAUUUUAAAUCUUAUCAGUAUAUAAAUGAGAAAGAAGAAGAGUUAAAAAAUGCCGUAAAGGAGAAUGGGCCCGUAUCAGUUGGUAUGUACGUGGACGGUAGAUUGAGGCUUUACUCAGAAGGAGUAUGGUAUAACAAAAAAUGUUCAGACACGGAGAACCACGCAAUGGUUCUCGUGGGUUAUGGUACAGAGAACGGGGUGGAUUAUUGGCUUAUUAAAAAUUCAUGGGGCACAUCUUGGGGAGAAGAUGGCUACAUGAAAGUAGCUAGAGGUAGACAUGAUAAUUAUUGUGGUCUCACUGGUAGUUCUAUUUAUUUAACAUAAUUGUUUUGUAAAUAAUUAAAUAAAUGUUUCAGUCUUA
Messenger RNA from Diabrotica virgifera virgifera (western corn rootworm), 1274 nucleotides. RefSeq lists its product as uncharacterized. The transcript is spliced from 3 exons. Gene Ontology annotation, molecular function: cysteine-type endopeptidase activity. The coding region runs from base 266 to 1237 and encodes 323 amino acids. NCBI's taxonomy places the organism in Eukaryota, Metazoa, Arthropoda, Insecta, Coleoptera, Chrysomelidae. The record is from RefSeq and is a predicted model, not a curated record. Gene Ontology annotation, cellular component: lysosome.